AUGCUCCGAGCAAAGCAUAUCAAUGCACUUUCUAACAGUGCCAGGAGUUUCCUCGUUGGUGGUUCCCGUUGUAAUGCAGCAGAUGGCAGUUCAUGCUCUUGCACUGAGGAUGAAACUUGUGUGUCUAGACGACAGCAUAUUAAAAAUGAAGUUUUACCAACACAGAAGCUAUCCUCCUUAGCGUCCAAAGCUAAGUCUGAAGUGGAUGGAACAUUGAUUCCAGCAAACUCAGUAAAUGGGCUAGCUUGCUGCAAGGCCGAGGGUGUUGAUCAAUCUCGCCGUAUUCAGCAAAUUGUGCCUGCUAUAAGUUCAUCAAGUAGAUCAGAUUCUGUAACAUAUGCUUCUGAUACUGGUGGUGUACAGAAAUGUGUUGAGCACUCAUCUCCUCUCAAUGCUGACCAAUUUUACAGGGCCGGCAUUGCAGCUAUAAAUUUUCUUUCUGAUUUAGCUAAUUACAAGUUUCCUUUAUCCAAUGGAAUGGAAAUACCAAGUUACUCCAAAAAUUGUAUGGUUGAUACUGCCAGAACCCCAACCAACAUCAGAUCUUCAAAUGUGAAACAGAUUAAAAAGGAGAACUUUACCAAUGUUCAUCCAAGGCCAUCUGUUUCAACUGAUUCAGGGUCUAAGCGUAUUAGUCAUUAUCACAGUGGAAAGUGUGAAGUUGAUAAAUCAAAUUUACGUAAAGGUUUUAGGCGUGUUCCUUCUUCUGGGACAGAAAAGUCAGUUGUGUCUCGAAAUAUUCUUUUAAAUAAUCAUGAACAUGGAUCCUUUCCACACAGGACAGGAACAAAAUCAAAUCACAUUGUGACAAAUUUUGGCUCCAACGUGCAUGCUUCAAGCACACAGAUGGUGGGAUCAAUCAAGGGAAGUUACACUAAACAUCCCAGGGAUCUGAAAAUGUCAUCUGGAGCUGCUCCAAUGAAUAAGCAUCUUGUAAACACUGGGCGGGUUGUGGAAGUGGUUUCAGAUAUACUAGGGCAGUUAAAGUGGGGUCCUGCCGCUGAAAAGGCUUUGUAUAGCCUUAAUUUUUCAAUGGAUGCAUACCAAGCAAACCAAAUCUUAAAAAAACUCCAGGACCACUCAGUUGCUCUUAGCUUUUUUUACUGGUUAAAGCGGCAACCAGGUUUCAGGCAUGAUGAACAUACUUACACCACCAUGGUUGGUAUCCUGGGCCGUGCUAGACAGUUUGAUGACAUAAGCAACUUGCUAGAUCAGAUGGUCAAGGAUGGAUGUCGACCCAAUGUUGUGACAUACAAUCGCCUUAUACAUUGCUAUGGCUGUGCAAACUACCUGAAAGAAGCAUUGAAUGUGUUCAAUGGAAUGCAGGAGGUGGGAUGUAUGCCUGAUCGUGUCACCUACUGUACACUCAUUGAUAUCCAUGCCAAGGCUGGAUUUAUUGAUGUUGCCAUGUCUAUCUACAAAAGAAUGCAACAAGCUGGUCUUUCUCCGGACACAUUUACUUACAGUGUUAUAAUCAACUGUCUUGGGAAAGCUGGCAAUUUAGCUGCUGCCCACUGGCUUUUUGGUGAGAUGGUUGAUCAUGGCUGUGUUCCUAAUCUGGUUACCUACAAUAUCAUGAUUACCUUGCAAGCUAAAGCAAGGAACUAUGAAAUGGCAUUGAAACUAUAUCAUGACAUGCAGAAUGCAGGAUUUCAACCUGACAAAGUUACUUAUAGCAUAGUAAUGGAGGCACUUGGCCAUUGUGGUUAUCUUGAGGAAGCUGAAGCAGUUUUUGUUGAGAUGAAACAGAAAAACUGGGAGCCAGAUGAACCUGUUUAUGGUCUUUUAGUAGACUUGUGGGGAAAGGCUGGUAAUGUUGAGAAGGCUUCGGAAUGGUAUCAUGCUAUGUUGAAUGCAGGUUUGCUUCCAAAUGUACCUACUUGCAAUUCCCUUCUCAGUGCAUUCCUCAGGUUGCAUCGAUUGAGUGAUGCAUAUAAUCUCGUGCAAAGCAUGGUGGCUCUUGGCCUCAGACCAUUGCAAACUUAUACGUUGCUCCUUAGUUGCUGUACAGAAGCUCGGUCAGCACAUGAUAUGGAGUUUUUCUGUGAGCUUAUGGCACUUACGGGCCAUCCUGCUCAUGCAUUGUUACUGUCUAUGCCUUCAGCCGGACCUGAUGGUCAAAAUGUGAGGGAUCAUGUAAACAAAAUAUUGGAUAUGAUUCACACAGAGGAUAGAAAGGGCAAAAGGGGGCUUGUAGAUUCAGUGGUGAAUUUUCUUCGCAAGUGUGGGCUCAAGGAAGAGGCUGGUUCAGUUUGGGAGGCUGCUGCAGAAAGGAAUGUGUAUCCAGAUGCUGUGAAGGAGAAAAGCUCUCGCUAUUGGCUUAUAAAUCUUCAUGUCAUGUCUGAGGGAACUGCUGUAACAGCAUUGUCUAGGACACUUGCUCAGUUUCGCCAACGGAUGCUGGUAUCCGGUAUUUGCCCUAGUCGGAUAGAUAUUAUCACAGGAUGGGGUCGUAGGAGCAAGGUGACAGGAUCUUCUCUGGUGAGACAGUCAGUGCAGGACCUGCUGCACACAUUCACUUUCCCAUUUUUGGCUGAAAAGGGCAAUUCAGGGUGUUUUGUGGGGUGCGGGGAGCCCCUUUGUCAAUGGUUGCACCACUCUUAUGUGGAUAGGAUGCAUUUACUGUAG
Molecule: messenger RNA, 2628 nt
Organism: Sphenostylis stenocarpa
Lineage: Eukaryota; Viridiplantae; Streptophyta; Magnoliopsida; Fabales; Fabaceae
Source: the annotation of a GenBank genome assembly